Molecule: messenger RNA, 762 nt
Organism: Bipolaris maydis ATCC 48331
Lineage: Eukaryota; Fungi; Ascomycota; Dothideomycetes; Pleosporales; Pleosporaceae
Product: histidine phosphatase superfamily
Biological process (GO): ribose phosphate biosynthetic process
Molecular function (GO): sedoheptulose-bisphosphatase activity
Source: RefSeq, a predicted model, not a curated record
AUGCCCGACCCCCGAGUCUUCAUAAUCCGCCACGGGGAAACAGAAUGGUCUCUCAACGGCCGCCACACAGGCGUCUCGGACAUUCCGCUGACCGAAAACGGCGAGAAGCGCGUUCGAGCAACGGGUAAAGCCCUCGUCGGCGACGACAGAUUAAUCGUACCCAGCAACUUAGCUCACAUCUACGUCUCCCCCCGCACCCGCGCCCAAAAAACCCUCGAACUCCUCAACCUCGGCUGCAAAGAUCGAUACCCCUGGUCCUCGUCCUCGCAACAAGACCAACCCGACAUACGCACGCACGCAAAGAUACAAGUCACAGAGGCAGUCCGCGAAUGGGACUACGGCGACUAUGAAGGCCGCAUCACAAAGGAAAUCAAGCAAGAUCGCGAGAAGCGCGGGCUAGGUGCGGACUGGGACAUUUGGCGCGACGGGUGCGAAGGCGGCGAGAGUCCCGAGGAUGUGACGGCGCGGCUUGACGCUUUCAUUCAUGAGCUGAGGGAGAAGUGGCACAAGGGAAAAUUUGGUAAGGACGGGAAACCAAAUGAUGUGCUGAUUGUGGCGCAUGGACAUAUUUUGAGGGCGCUCGCGGCACGCUGGGUGGGCAAGCGGUUAGAGGAGAAUCCGAGUUUGAUUCUUGAGGCUGGGGGUGUGGGCACGCUGAGCUAUGAGCAUCACAGUAUUGAUGAGCCGGCGAUUUUGCUGGGUGGUGCGUUUGUGGUUGAUGUGGUGGAGAAGGAGCAGGAGGAGGCAAAGGCAAAGGCUUAA